Messenger RNA from Henningerozyma blattae CBS 6284, 684 nucleotides. It is a transcript of the gene HLJ1, whose product is annotated as type I HSP40 co-chaperone HLJ1. The record is from RefSeq and is a predicted model, not a curated record. Gene Ontology annotation, biological process: cellular response to misfolded protein. NCBI's taxonomy places the organism in Eukaryota, Fungi, Ascomycota, Saccharomycetes, Saccharomycetales, Saccharomycetaceae. The transcript has a single exon. Gene Ontology annotation, cellular component: endoplasmic reticulum membrane. Gene Ontology annotation, molecular function: Hsp70 protein binding. The coding region runs from base 1 to 684 and encodes 227 amino acids.
AUGUCAACAGCUUCAUUUAGUGCAGAACAAGAAAAGAUAGCUUUAGAAGUACUUUCAAAAGAUAAACAUGCUUUCUAUGAUAUUUUAAAGGUUGAUAAAACAGCACAAGAUAAUGAAAUUAAGAAAUCUUAUAGAAAAUUGGCUAUUAAGUUGCAUCCUGACAAAAAUCCACAUCCUAAGGCAAGCGAGGCUUUUAAGAGAAUAAAUCGAGCUUUUGAAGUACUAGGUGAUGAAAAGAAGAGAGUUUUAUUUGACAGAAUCGGUAGAGACCCUGAUGAUAGAAGUGUACCAGAGAGUUCAGCAACCGCAUCUGGAUUUCGUGGACAUAAUCAUGGGAAUAUGCCCUCGAGUUUUGAAAACAUGUUUUUCCAGCGUGGUAGAAAUCCACAAGAGGACCUUUUCGAUUUAUUCUUUAAUAUGCAAGGUAGCCCAUUUGGUAAUGCAUUUGGUGGCCCAUUUGGUGAUGUAAGAGGAUUUUCAUUUGGCCCAACUCCAAAUGGUUUUAGGAUGUAUACUAAUGAUACUCGAAGAGCAGCCUUCAACAAUGCUAGAAGAGCACAUCAGCAAAGACAGCAAGAACAAUCUGAACCACAACCGCUCAAUUCUAUUGAAUUAUUAAAAAUGGCCUUACCUAUAAUUGUAUUCUUACUAAUACCCUUCAUAGAAAAGUUCCUUUUCGGUUAA